Molecule: messenger RNA, 1212 nt
Organism: Mesorhabditis spiculigera
Lineage: Eukaryota; Metazoa; Nematoda; Chromadorea; Rhabditida; Rhabditidae
Source: the annotation of a GenBank genome assembly
AUGUCGUGGCGUGGCGACUCGAGUCUCCCGUACGACCCCCGCGCAGGCCGGAAUGCCUUUAAAAAUGAUGAUGAUGGAACGGAACAUCCAUUGGCUCGAACGGCGAGAGCUAUGCGCUCGUUCACCGAAUCGAUUGAUAUGGACAUGCCACCAGCACCAGAAUUGCCCGCCUCCUUAGAUAUCGAUCGAUAUGAGCAUGGGAUGAAGAAUAGCGACACUAAUGAUACCAUCAUUGAGGUGAAACGCGACGACCCGAUCGAUUUGACGCUGGGCGAGACGCAGAAGUUUAAGAUGGUCGUCCCGGGACCAGGGCAUACCGAACAAGAAACCGAAAUGCAUAAGAGUUUACUGCGGGACGCCGAUCAGGAUAGCUUGGACAGCGAAUUGGAGGCGUUAGACGAUGCGACCAAGAAUAAAGAAACGCAACCGGCUGCCCCGGCUGCAAAAGAAGCUCCCCGAAAAAUGCAGGACCCAGACCAUACAGCAUUGCGACAGCAAUACAGCGUGACGGCCCUUACAAGACCACGGCCUACAACUCCUACACAACAAUGCGCAAUUGAGUCCUUCGCCUUCAUCUCCCAAGAAGAAGAGGAACGCCAAGAGCGAGAGCGCCAAGAAAAGAUCAAAGUCAAAAUCCCGGCCGGUGGCAAGCGCCGAAAAUCGGACAUGUCCUAUUCUGAAUUCUACGACAGCAUGAGCAGCCAAAUCCCGACACAGCAAAGUGCGGAUAGUGCCCAACCAAUCGGAGAUUUCCAUCCCGAUGACCCUGCCCUCACCGCGCCAAGCUGGGCUGACUUUGAAGCCUCCGCCCCAGAACUUCCUCCUAGUGAAUCCGGCUUCUUCUCGAAAGAUUCAGAGGGAACAUCAACCGUCACAAAGGCUGGAGAUCCGUUUGCUAUGCCACCAAAAGAAGACCCAUUCGCUGCUCCAGCUGACGCAAAUCUUUUGAUGAUGCUCGUCGAAGGGCAUGUCACAAAAUAUGGGUUACCGUUGGAGCAUUCGGCACAGUGUAAUGUGUUGCUGAAGUUUGGCUCGCUGAAUGCCGAUGAGUUGCAAUCGUUUGUGAACACGAUUGAGGAUGUGCUAUUUAAAUGUCCGGCGAAGAGGGACACGAAGCCGCAGUAUAAGCAAGAUGAGGUUCAGAUCCACUGCUACGAUGAAUACACAGCACACGUCGAUAAACUCGGAAUCGUCUCGGACCAACGAGCCAGA